AUCCUCUACCCAUCUUCAUACUCAACCCACCCUCAACCAUGGACUACGACAGAAACCGCUCGCGAUCCCACCGCGAACGGUCACCGCGGGACAGAGAACGAGAACGAGACCGCGACCGCGACUCCCAUCGCUCCUACCGCGAUCGCUCGGCUUCCCCCCGGGCGCACUCUAGACACGAUACCUCUGCUGAGGCAAAGAAGAGGGAUGCCAUCGCUGCUGCUGCUGCUGCCGCGGAGAAGAUCAACGCGCAGCUACAAGCAAAGCUCGGCGGUGCGGCCCCGUCUGCAUCGACUCCAUCAUCUACUCCUGCUCCUGCUCCUUCUGGUCCGAUCCGAGCUACAGAAGAGACCAUGAUUGACGAAGGAGACUUUAUUCGCGACAUUGAAAUCAACCACCUGAGGAAUCGGUAUACCCUAACCAAAGGCCAGACGCAGGCCAUGAUCAAGACCGAGACCGGAGCAGACGUGACCACUCGUGGACGAUACUACCCCGACCCCUCGAUGGCGACCGAGAAAGAACCAGCGCUCUACCUCCACAUCACCGCCCAAUCAAACGAAGCGCUCGAGAAAGCCGUCGGGCUUAUAGAAGACCUCAUGAAGCGCGACAACAUGCCCCCGCGCAGAGACCCUUCUGCAGAGUCCGGAACUCCCCCGGCUGCUCCCUCUGGUCCUUCUUACUCCAACCAGCACGGUCCUCCUGCUCAUCAGCAGUACCACCAGGACGACCGCCCGGGACAACAGCGUUUCUUCAACGACCGACCCCGCGGCGAAUACAGACCUCGCCAACCCUGGAUCGAAGCCAAAGUCCCGAUCGGAAUCGACUACAUCGGCCCCGGCUUCAGCGUGCGCGGCAACAUCGUCGGCGCGCAGGGCUCCAACGUCAAGCACAUCCAGGCCGAGACCAGCUGUCGCGUGCAGAUCAAGGGCCGCGGAUCCCAGUUCAUCGAGCAGUCCACCGGCCGCGAGAGCGACGAACCGGUCUUCCUUCAUAUUCUUGGCCGUGACCAAGAAAGCGUCGACAGAGCAGUCGGUCUAGCUCAAGAUCUAGUCAAGACCGUCAACGAGGACUACCUCACCUUCAAAGCCAACCCGCGACCCCAGCAACGUCGCUACGACGACGGCGGCGGCGGCUACAACAACAACCGCGGACCCCGCGAUGGCGGCCGUCGCGAUGAUCGAUACGGCGGCGGCGGCGGUGGGUAUAACAGCGGCGGAUACGGCGGCGGGGGAAGAGAUGACCGAGGAGCUCCUCGACAACAGUCUCCUGACCACGCGGCCGAGGCAGCUGCUGAUGCUUCAGCCAGCCAGCAGCCGGAUUACACUGCAUACUACGCCGCUGUUGCAGCGGGCCAGGACCCGUAUGCGGCUUAUGGAGGGUACGCGGCCUAUGUGCAGUAUUAUCAGCAGUAUUAUGAACAAUAUUACGCGCAGCAGGCCGCGGCGGGUCAAGCACCUGCGGAUGCUGCCUCUGCGUCCGCUCCUGCCUCUGCACCUCCUGGUAUGCCAGCCACGAGUGCCGGCGCCGGUGCCGGUGCUCCAGGCGCUCCUCCCGGUGUUCCUGGCGCCCCUGGCGCCCCAGCGUCUUUCGGCGCCCCGCCCGGCGUUCCAGGUACAGGAGCUCCAGGGGCUCCCGGCGCUCCUCCAGGAACAGCAGCAUACCCGCCACCUCCGCCCGGAGCAUAACCAUAUUCCAGUACGUUCUGCGCCGUCCAGUACAUUUCACGACAGGGUAGGGCCCUCUUCUUUGUGUGUGUGUGUGGGUUUACAAAAACGGGGUUUGAAAAGUGUAGAAAAGGUCUUGGACGGAGAUGCUUUAGUGAUUGAGGUUUGUCUGUGUUUUGUAUAGUAUUGAUAGUUUGUGUGUUUGCGUUUAUGUUUGUAUUUGUGUUUGUGUUUGUGUUUGUAGUGUACGUUUCAAUACACUUAUCUCCCACGCCCUUGUCGGUGGUUUAUCUGUUUAGCAUACGCUAUGUAAGUUGAGCAUUUACAUCUUCGUGUCUCCUUUUUUCUAGUCUUUUCUGGUUCUUUUUCUUUUUCUAGUUCUUUUUCUGGUUCUUUCUGGUUCUUUUGCGGAGGAGAGAGGGAGAGAGGGAGAGGAGGGAGGAUGAGUGGGUGUGAUGAGGAGAGGAGAAAGGAGAAUAGA
This is a messenger RNA of Myxozyma melibiosi, 2142 nucleotides long. RefSeq lists its product as uncharacterized. Gene Ontology annotation, cellular component: nucleus. The record is from RefSeq and is a predicted model, not a curated record. The transcript has 5 exons. Lineage: Eukaryota; Fungi; Ascomycota; Lipomycetes; Lipomycetales; Lipomycetaceae. Gene Ontology annotation, molecular function: RNA binding. Bases 39 to 1682 code for a protein of 547 amino acids.